CAAACAGCCGUUAAGUACCGACUCUCUCACCCUUUCCCUUAUAUAUAAUCAGUUUAUAAAAAAUAAAAAAAAUAACUGUUGUUCUUUUACACUAGUACCGUUUUAAAAGCAAAUGAAAAACUGUAGCGUGUCUGAGCGAAGCAGAACCGAAGUAGCAGGGAGUCCUCUCGUCACCUAGCUUAGCGCCCUCCCUGCCCAGUUCAGCAGCUCCUCUCCGCCUUGUGUCCCUCUCUUCCUAUCACUGUCAGCUCGGCUCAGUCAGUAGUUUAGCAGGCUAGUACGGAGACACAAGGGCUGCUCCCUUUCGCCUCUGCUCGGUCUGCUUCAGCACACCAACACCAUACAUUCCGCACCAUGGCUGCCACGGACGUUGACGUGUUUUCGAAUGAAGAGAAGCGUAACCUCAGUUUGGGUGGCCAUGUUGGGUUUGACAGCCUCCCUGAGCAGCUGGUCAGCAAAUCGGUCACGCAGGGUUUUUGUUUCAACAUCCUAUGUGUAGGGGAGACUGGUAUCGGAAAGUCGACGUUAAUGAACACGCUCUUUAACACCAUGUUUGAGAACGAAGAGGCGAGCCAUUACCAGAACGGCGUGUAUCUGCGGCCUCGAACAUACGACCUGCAAGAAACCAACGUCCGCCUCAAACUGACCAUUGUUGACACGGUUGGCUUCGGCGAUCAGAUCAACAAAGAGGAUAGUUACAAACCCAUUGUUGACUACAUUGACACUCAGUUUGAAAACUAUCUCCAGGAAGAGCUGAAGAUCAAACGCUCGCUGUUUAACUACCACGACACCAGGAUCCACAUCUGCCUUUAUUUCAUUGCCCCGACAGGACACUCCCUCAAGUCCCUGGACCUCGUUACUAUGAAAAAACUGGACAGCAAGGUCAACAUAAUUCCCAUCAUUGCCAAAGCGGACACAAUCUCCAAGAGCGAGCUUCAUAAAUUCAAAAUAAAGAUAAUGAGCGAGCUGGUGAGCAACGGCGUCCAGAUAUAUCAGUUCCCAACAGAUGACGAAACUGUCAGUGAGAUCAAUGCCUCCAUGAAUGCCCAUCUGCCAUUUGCUGUAGUCGGGAGUGUGGAAGAAGUCAAAGUGGGGAACAAAGCAGUGAGGGCCAGACAGUACCCCUGGGGUGUCGUUCAAGUUGAGAACGAGAGCCACUGCGACUUUGUAAAGCUCAGAGAGAUGCUGAUCAGAGUCAACAUGGAGGAUCUGAGGGAGCAGACACAUGCCCGCCAUUAUGAGCUGUACCGGCGCUGCAAGCUCGAGGAGAUGGGUUUCAAAGAUACAGAUCCUGACAGCGAGCCAUUCAGCCUUCAGGAGACGUAUGAGGCUAAGAGGAAAGAGUUCUUGGGGGAUCUGCAGCGCAAAGAGGAAGAAAUGCGGCAAAUGUUUGUCAACAAAGUAAAAGAGACGGAAGCAGAACUUAAAGACAAGGAGAGAGAGUUGCACGAAAAGUUCGAGCAGCUGAAACGGAUGCACCAGGAGGAGAAGAAGAAGGUGGAGGAUAAGCGAGGAUACCUGGAGGAGGAGAUGAACGCCUUUAACAAGAGGAAGGCGGCAGCCGAGACACUGUCCUUAUCUCAGCCCGUCAAGAAAGACAAGGACAAGAAAAAUUAAUUUUUGGGCGCUGUAUACCCUUCCUCACGCGGCCAUGGAUUUGUCCUCCAUCACCAUAGCAGCGACAACAUCUGUUUUUUGUUGGUUUGUUUGUUUUCGUUUGUUUGUUCCGACAUUCCAUCUUGAUAUUGUGCACACGGACCAAAGACUCUGAGGAUGAUGAUGAUGAUGAUGGUGAAGCCACAGGGAAGAAAAGAGUGAAAGAUGGUGAGAGAUGAUGAGCAAAAAUAUUCACGUUCCAUCAGAGGCCAUCUCAUUUAUUCAGGAUCUUUGUUUGUUUGUUUUGCUUCCCCCCCUUUGGACACUUUUUAAAAUAAAU
This is a messenger RNA of Pundamilia nyererei, 1936 nucleotides long. It is a transcript of the gene septin8a, whose product is annotated as septin 8a. The transcript has 10 exons. Lineage: Eukaryota; Metazoa; Chordata; Actinopteri; Cichliformes; Cichlidae. Bases 355 to 1617 code for a protein of 420 amino acids. Gene Ontology annotation, molecular function: GTP binding. The record is from RefSeq and is a predicted model, not a curated record.